Manduca sexta (tobacco hornworm) is the source of this 2308-nucleotide messenger RNA. Its product is annotated as chitinase-3-like protein 1. The record is from RefSeq and is a predicted model, not a curated record. Gene Ontology annotation, molecular function: chitinase activity; chitin binding. NCBI's taxonomy places the organism in Eukaryota, Metazoa, Arthropoda, Insecta, Lepidoptera, Sphingidae. Gene Ontology annotation, biological process: carbohydrate metabolic process; chitin catabolic process. The annotation marks the transcript as partial. The transcript is spliced from 14 exons. Gene Ontology annotation, cellular component: extracellular region.
GCGCGGUGGCGACUGUGUGCCGAUAAACAAUGCGAGUGACAUUGGCGGGAAGAAAGGAAGAAACGCACCGUGCAUACAAAUGAUGGCAGCGGCCAGGGCUCCUGCAACGAAGCACCACGGCCCACGUACGCGCCGCGCGUGUGCUUCAACACCAACACUUCAACAGUAACAGCUACCAGAAAUGUACAACUAUUAUAAUUAGAAAAUACUUUCACAUUUAAUCGGGAUAGUUAAUUAAUUAAGUGUUUAUUAUACUACGAAUGAACAAUAGAACAAAAUAGUAUUUACAAUUUAGUGUGGUCAUCGCGUUUUAAAAGUGAAUUAUAGCCGAAAUAGGUAUAAUUAUAAUUUAAAGAGUUAACUUAUAAUAUAAUUAUAAUAUUAUUUGUGUAAACCAAAUCAUAAUCAUCACUAAGUAGGUACGUUCAAUUUAUACAUAAUAUUGUACUGCCACACACUUAUCGUAUUUUUUCUCUAUCUAGUGAAUUAAUAUUCAAAACGUUUUAUGAUCAUCAAUAAUGAUUGAAAUAAUUGUGACAAAGCAUAUCAAAUAAAAUAUUACUAGUGCAUCAUCGACAUCAAUCAUAUGCCAACAAGUAAAGGAUCCAGAAGAUAAAAAGGCUCCCCGAAAUGGGGCACAAAUUUGCAACAUGGUCAUUAUGGCUAUUGAUGCUAUACGCCAAUGUAUUAGCGUCUCCACAUACAUCCCCUAGGACCUUCACACAAAGUGCAGUUGAGACAGUUCCGUACCACGAACCCAUUGCUCCACCCGUACGAGCAUCCGUUGAAAGUGUACCGCUCAGGAGUAUACGCGAUGAAGGGGAAGGCAGAGUACCCCUGCGUGAUGCAGUUGAAAAACGACCUAUUGAAGUCUACGACGGAGACUCGACGUUUAAAUUCGCAGAGGAUGCAGAAGUUAUACCCAAUAACUUAAAAGAUUAUUACGGAGCGGCAACGUAUCUUAACAACAGCACUAACCGCAAUGAUGAAAGACUUCAACUAGGAAAUGCAAAUUUACAAGAAAUGCAUCAGACAUCUGGUGGGAGUGCAGUUCGCCGGAUCGUAGUGUGCUAUGUCGAGUCCUGGGCUGCAUAUAGGGCACCACCUUUGGCCUUUACCGCAAGCUUGGUACCUCGCUCCUGUACGCAUUUACAUUAUGCCUUCGCUACCGUACAUCCUCAUACAUACGCCGUGGUGCCAUCAAAUGAAGACUACGAUGUCGUUAAAGGUGGCUACCGUAUCGCCACGGGCUUAAAACGUCGCAUUCCUGGAUUGAAAGUUAUUCUAAGUAUCGGGGGAGAAGGAACUGAUCGCCUAUUUAGUGAAAUAGUGCAAGAGCCAAUAAGACGCAGUUUAUUUAUUGAAAGUGCUUUGAACUUCUUGCAAGAGCAUGAUUUUGACGGUCUGGAUCUUCAUUGGGUUUAUCCGGGCGAAAAAGAUGACAAAGAACGGGAAAUGCUCACGUCUCUACUUUAUGAAAUAAGGGAAAAAUUUUCGCCAUACGGACUUCUUCUUUCAACCGUGCUACCACCGUUCAGAUAUCAAAUUGAAGACGGAUACGAUCUCAGUGCUGUAAGUGGUGCAACAGAUUAUACGAUCUUGCAAGCUUGGGACAUGACUCACGGGAAAAGAGACGAUCCUCCCGCCAGAGCUGUACAGCACAGCGCUUUACACAGAGAUCCUGGAGCAGCCUCCAGGGACCAACGAUAUGACAACAUCGAAUUCAUGGUGAAAUAUAUAGUUCGACACGGAAUGGCCCCUGAAAAAUUAGUGCUCGGCAUACCUUUAUUCGGUCGCAGUUAUACCUUAGCACCAUCGACACAUCCGUCACCGGGAGCUCUGAUAAGCGGCUGGGGAGAAGAAGGGCCUUACACUCAAACCAAAGGAUCUUUAGCUUACUUUGAGAUUUGUAUGGCAGAAAGGGAAGGUAAAGGAGUCACUGGGGUAGAUGACGCUGGUAAUUCAUACGCUGUAUUCGACAAUCAAUGGGUUACUUACGACACACCAUCAACUGUUAUAGAAAAGAUGAAAUUUGUGAUAAACUCAGGUUUAGCUGGAGCGGCAGCUUGGGCAAUUGACAUGGACGAUUUCAGAGGACUAUGCGGCUCUCCAUUCCCUAUACUUGGCGCCAUUUCAGUCACUUUGAACGGUGAAGCUGUCCAAACCGACCAGUCGUCUUUGAAAAUUGGAUCUUGCGAUUCAGACACCCCCUAUCUUGCCUCAGACGAAGAUUCUUGUGCUCAUUUCCAUUUCUGUACUGGUGGUAUCAGCUACAGGAUGUCAUGUGAAGAGCAGCGAUUAUAUGACC